Molecule: messenger RNA, 3218 nt
Organism: Thamnophis elegans (Western terrestrial garter snake)
Lineage: Eukaryota; Metazoa; Chordata; Lepidosauria; Squamata; Natricidae
Gene: CRTC1
Product: CREB regulated transcription coactivator 1
Exons: 14
Coding region: 17-1900 (627 amino acids)
Biological process (GO): protein homotetramerization; positive regulation of transcription by RNA polymerase II
Cellular component (GO): nucleus; cytoplasm
Molecular function (GO): cAMP response element binding protein binding
Source: RefSeq, a predicted model, not a curated record
AUGCGGACGGGGGAAGAUGGCGGCGGCGUCGUCGAACAACCCGCGGAAAUUCAGCGAGAAGAUCGCGCUGCACAACCAGAAGCAGGCCGAGGAGACGGCGGCUUUCGAGGAGGUCAUGAAAGACCUCAGCCUGACGCGCGCCCACCGGUUACAGCUACAGAAAACCCAGUAUUUGCAGUUGGGGCAGAGCCGUGGCCAGUACUAUGGAGGAUCCUUGCCAAACGUCAAUCAGAUUGGCAGCAGUGCGAUGGACAUGCCCUUCCAGACUCCCUUUCAGCCAUCUGGGUUGGACACCAGUAGGACAACACGACACCAUGGGCUGGUAGACAGGGUAUAUCGUGACAGGAAUCGCCUUGGCUCACCGCAUCGGCGCCCUCUCUCCGUGGAUAAGCAUGGCAGACAGGUGGACAGCUGUCCAUAUGGUACUGUCUACCUGUCUCCUCCUUCAGAUACAAGCUGGAGAAGGACCAAUUCUGAUUCUGCCCUGCACCAGAGCACAAUGGCCCCCACUCAGACAGAGCCUUUCUCAGCUGGGUCACAGGAUAUGCAGCAAAAAAGAGUCUUAUUACUGACGGUUCCAGGCAUGGAGGAAGAUCCAUCAGAGACAGAGAAAAACCUUUCAAAACAAGGAUGGGAUACUAAGAAGACAGGAUCCUCAAGGCCUAAAUCUUGUGAAGUUCCGGGAAUCAACAUAUUUCCAUCAGCUGACCAAGAAAACACUACUGCCCUUAUCCCUGCGGCUCACAACACAGGGGGCUCACUGCCAGACCUGACAAAUAUCCACUUCCCUUCUCCUCUCCCGACACCGCUAGACCCAGAAGAGUCCACUUUCCCUUCCUUGAGCAGUUCCAACAGCACCGGGAACCUCACUGCCAAUCUGACGCACAUGGGGAUCAGCACAGCCAAUCAGGGAAUGACAACAACGUCAUCUUCUUCCCAGCAACACCGGCAGCCAACCGUCAGUCCCCUCUCACUGAAUACAGAUUCCAGGAGAAGCCAAUCCCAACAAAUGUCUCCUACGCUUUCACCCCUUUCACCGAUUACUCAGGCUGUGGCGUUGGACGCGCUCUCCAUGGAACAGCAGCUUCCCCCCUACCCGUUCUUCACACAGACAAGCGCGCAGCAGCAGCAGUCACAGACCCAAGUGGCAAGUGCUUUACCACCCAACGCUUCUCUGAUGCAGACCUCCGGCUUGCAGCGGGGCGUUCAGCUGCCCCCACUCUCGGUCUCUAUCCCUUCCACAAUCCCACAGUCUCCUCCAGGCAGCCAAACCCAGACUUCCAUGGGGAUAGACAUCAAUUCAGGCUCACUCCAGCAGUACCGCAGCAAUGCUGGCUCCCCAGCCAACCAGUCUCCCACUUCUCCUGUCUCCAAUCAAGCUUUCUCUCCUGGCAGCUCCCCUCAACAAACGUCUAUCCUAGGGAGUGUCUUUGGCGACUCUUGUUACGAUCAGCAGAUGACUGCCAGACAAGCAAAUGCUUUAUCCCAUCAGGAUUCCUUCCUUCAGCUCGAGCAGUUCAACAUGAUUGAAAACGCCAUCAGCUCCAAUAGCUUGUACAGCCCCUGCUCUACCCUCAACUACUCCCAGGCAGCCAUGAUGGGGCUGACCGGGAGCCACGGGAGUCUCCAGGACCCACAUCAGCUCAGUUACACCAGCCAUGGGAACAUCCCAAACAUCAUCCUUACAGUGACCGGGGAAUCGCCUCCCAGUCUGUCGAAAGAUCUCACCAGCUCUUUGGCCGGGGUGGGGGAUGUCGGCUUUGACUCAGAUUCCCAGUUCCCUCUGGACGAACUAAAAAUCGACCCCUUGACCUUGGAUGGGCUUCACAUGCUCAACGACCCUGACAUGGUCCUUGCGGAUGCCGCCACAGAGGACACUUUCCGGAUGGACCGGCUGUAGUGGGGGGUGGGGGGUGGGGGUGGAGAACGGAAAGGGCGUGUGUGCCGCGCAGUCCAAAGGAGCACCUCCAAAUCACCAAGUCCCGGAACGUCCACGCCACUCUGGUGCUUGGAGGGAGAUCAGGCCGAGCCCAUCUCGGAUCUCUUGCAUCCCAUCAGGGUCCCCGGAGAGCCGCGGCUCCACAGUGUGUCCAAUUUAGCGAUCGCUCGUUCUACAACUUGCCCGGCAGCCGUCCUGCUCGCCUCUCCUCCCCCAGCACCAACUUAAAAGGUUCAUGCCUUGCUGUUGGGAGAACGUUCCUCAAAAGAGCCGUCUCUUCUACCCCAGGCCUCCCCCUCCCCCUUACCUCCCCCUCCCUCUGUCACCAAAGUUCCAGCAUUUUUGGUCCUCUUUCUUCGUCCUUCGCCCUAAAAGCUUUGGGCUUUGUGUUCUUCGGGAAGUGGCGUGGCAGCGAAAGUUAUAUUUCCCCCACUCCUCCUCCUCCUCCUCCUCUUUCCAAGGCAGAGGAGCUCUUCAGAAGAUAAAAUAGGUGUAUCGUUUUGUUUUCCUGUGUACGUAAACUAUCCGACCUUUGGCUUCUGUUACAAAAAAACAGACAUCCCGCAUGGAGCUGAAAGCUUCCCCCCCCCCACCCUCCGGGGGAGUUGGGGUGGACCGUUCAAUGAAAAUGGGGAGGCGGGGGUUGGGGGCGGGGAGAAAGAGGAGGACAUGAUUUCUAAAGCUGCUUUGUGAAUACCACUGCCUUUCCAGGGAGAAGGACUGGACUUGGAGAGGUGGAGGAAAGCCCGCUGUGGCUCUCCGAAUAAAACUCCAUAAAGCCGCCGCUUGCAUUGGGGGGGUGGGGGUGGAUGGGGUUGUUGAGGAAGAGUGGCUUGCAAUUUCUCCGCUUGAUUCUCCGAUCCUUGACUGUUUUCUGGAAUCCCAUCAUGGCCUGUUAGCUCAUUUGCCUGUGUGCAUGCAGCAGCUUUCAGAAACAGCUGUCUGACCGCCACCUCUCCCCCCCCCGCCCCUCCUCCCCCCCCGUUUGGGAGAUCUAGUUGCAUGAGACACAUAAUUCCUCUCGGCAAACUGACCGUGUAAAAACUGUUUCUGUUUUAUUUUUUUCCUUCUUAUUUUUUUUUUUAUCGUUGUUGUUGUUCCUUCAAAGAAUUUUCAGGGAGAGGCAAGGCAAGCCAAGGGAGGAAAAGGAGGCACAAACAUUUUCCUAAUUAUACAUGGAGAUUCUGCAAUUUGUCUGAAGGAAUGAGAUCUGGGUCGCCUCCUGCAGGUCGUUUUUUUUUUUUUUUUAAAUAACUUUGUCUAAGGCAGUGUUUCUCAA